Molecule: messenger RNA, 984 nt
Organism: Centruroides sculpturatus (bark scorpion)
Lineage: Eukaryota; Metazoa; Arthropoda; Arachnida; Scorpiones; Buthidae
Exons: 1
Coding region: 1-984 (327 amino acids)
Molecular function (GO): RNA-DNA hybrid ribonuclease activity; nucleic acid binding
Source: RefSeq, a predicted model, not a curated record
AUGGUACCCGACGCGGACCUCUUGGAUCCCUACCCCUUCCUCCACUUUUCUUCACCCACUCACCUCCUUCAUCUCUAUCUCCUCUCUUCCUACAGGCUAUGCCUGUACUGGUUCGGCCUCGCUUUCCCCCUUCAUGUCUAUAGCCGUGCCCACUUAGAUUUCAGCACAGGUGGUGCGUUUAUCGUCAAGGACCAUAAGGGUAACACCAUUCACCAGCACUAUUUCAAAAUGGAGGGCCACUGCACCAACAACCAGGCCGAAUCCAGGGCCAUCCUUAAAGCCAUCCAAUACAUUCAAAAGUCUCCGAGCAUUUUCCAUAACACACAAGCCAACAUCUACACUGACAGCAAGGUUGCUCUCCACCAAAUUCAAAAUAGCAACAUGAACCUCCCUAUGAUUAAAGAAACAAUCCAGACCCUCAAAAGGAUAAACAGUACAAACAUCACUCUCGCCUGGAUUAAAGGUCACAGUGGCCUAGCAAGCAAUGAAAUGGCGGACUUUCUGGCUAAAAAAGCCAUCACGAACCUUAAAAAUUUUGACUAUGAGAAGAUUCCUUUUAAGUGGAUCAUCAACCAGGUAUACAGUUACAUCUGUAAAUGCUGGCGAAUUAGAUGGGAUAACAGCAACACGGCUAGGUUGAUGCACCGCUUCUUCCCCUUCGUCAACGAGAGGAAAGUCCUCUCCCACUUAUCCCCUGACUAUGAGUCCACACAAAUAAUUACAGGCCAUGGUAACUUUAAGGGGUACCUGGCAAGGUUCUUAAAAAAAGGCAAAGGUUACUUCAAUACCUGCGCGGACAAAUGGGAGGAUAGUGAGCAUGUCCUCCUCCACUGUCCGCAGUACAACAAGGAACGCACUAAUCUCAUCGCAACUGUAAUCUCUGAGAACAUUGCCUGGCCUUGUCCCUUGGAUAUUCUCAUCAAAAACCGUAAUAUCUGCAAGGCUUUCAAGGACUUCAACUGUAAAAUACGUGUGCUGAGCUAA